Pistacia vera is the source of this 1289-nucleotide messenger RNA. RefSeq names its product alpha-taxilin-like. NCBI's taxonomy places the organism in Eukaryota, Viridiplantae, Streptophyta, Magnoliopsida, Sapindales, Anacardiaceae. The record is from RefSeq and is a predicted model, not a curated record. Gene Ontology annotation, molecular function: syntaxin binding. The transcript has 10 exons. The annotation marks the transcript as partial.
UUCAUUCAUUUUGUAGCAAUUGAAGGAAGAUCAGAUGCGCAGGGAACCCGUACAAAGGAGUUAUCUGCAUCAGAAAGUGAUGAUUCUUUGAAAAGCAGAAAACCGGAAAACACCGAAACCAAACGUAAGAGUACAAAGCGCACUUUUAAAUCCGAAACUGAGUUUCUUGAAUUCACUCUGAGAUAUCAACAAGUUCUUGCCGAAAGAGAUGCAGCUAUUGCUGUUAGAGAUAAGCUAGAGUCUCUUUGUAGAGAAUUACAACGUCAGAACAAGAUGCUAAUGGAUGAGUGCAAGCGGGUAUCAACAGAGGGACAGAACUUGAGACUAGAUUUAUCAGCCAAGUUUCAAGAUGCAAUCAAGGAUGUUAGCGUUAAGCUAGAUGAGCAAAAGGAUGAGUGUCUUACUCAGCUAAAGGAGAAUGAGAUGUUGAGAAAUAAUCUGAAGCAGCUAGCUGAUCAGUAUGCCCUUACUGAACAACAAUAUGGACAGAAGUUAAAGCAGAAAACCCUGGAACUUCAGCUUGCUGAAUUAAAAAUUAAGCAGCAUGAAGAGAAACUAGUUCAGGAGCAGUCCCAAAUGAAAUUAUAUGCUGAGCAGGUAUCCCAAUUACUGGCUACCGAAAAGAAUUUGCGCUUGCAGUUGACUGCUGACGGAGAAAAAUUCCAGCAAUUCCAGGAUGCAUUGUUGAAGAGCAAUGAGGUCUUCGAAACAUUUAAGCAAGAGAUUGAAAAGAUGGCAAAAUCAAUCAAGGAACUGAAGAAGGAAAAUGUAUUCUUGAAGAGCAAAUGUGAGAAAUCAGAUGUUACACUUAUAGAACUUGUUGAGGAGCGUGAGAGAAUGAAGAAACAAUUGGAAAAAUCCAAGAAUCAGAAAGAAAAACUUGAAUCAUUGUGCCGAUCACUUCAGGCAGAAAGGAAGCAAAAUACUGUCAGAAGCAACAGCUCUGAUUCAGUUCCAGUAUAAAUCCCAACGGAUUGUACCGUCUUACAAUGAAUUUUGUAACUACCAUGAUGAAUUACAUGCCAUAUUUUGUCGUAUCUAUGACUUCUGCUUUGAGAUGAAGCAUUGGAGAUCUGUAACUUGUUUGAAUAUAAUGCAUUCUUCAGCAAUCAUUGUAUUAUUCAGCAUUUUAUAUAUGUUGCUUCUUCACCUGUGCUUUCCUUGAACGAGUUAAGGUUAAAUCAGGACUUUAGGCAUGAAUUUAUGUGUUAAAUAACAAAGCCGGCCAUGCCAGGCUAGCCUGAAGAGCGCGGUUGAAAGCUUGUUUAAUUUUCAAAAAUAUUAGUGCC